Perca flavescens (yellow perch) is the source of this 1687-nucleotide messenger RNA. Its product is annotated as adenosine receptor A1. The record is from RefSeq and is a predicted model, not a curated record. The coding region runs from base 30 to 1256 and encodes 408 amino acids. Lineage: Eukaryota; Metazoa; Chordata; Actinopteri; Perciformes; Percidae. Gene Ontology annotation, cellular component: membrane. The transcript has 3 exons.
ACCGGCUACGUUAUAAUUGUGAUAAAGACAUGGAGUUUUUGUGGCUUUACGCCCUGUGCCAGUGCAUCCUAUCUGUAUCUUUAAUUGUGGUGAGUGUGAGGUUGUGCAUGGUGGUCAGUGGCAGCAGUACAGUGGCUGAUGUCCAGGAGGGAACCCAGGGGCCCAGGCCCCAACCCGGGAGUGUCUCAUACUGUCUUCGGCUGUGCCUGGGCUGGGUGGGUGCUGUAGCGGGUGCAGUCGGGGUCCCUGCGAGAGUGUUACUCAACCUGCGAACCCCACAGUGUCUGUACACAUGCAUAAUCUUGGUGUGUUGCCCCCUGCUGGCCAGGCAAUUUACCAUGUUCCUGUUAAUGAUGCUUACACUGGACAGCCACCUGCAGUAUCACUUGGCAGACAGAUACUCCUCAGUGAUGACCCGUCAACGAGCUCUCUGUGUGGUUCUGCUGUGCUGGGUGGGCUCGGUUCUGUCCUCUUUUGCCCAGUUCAUCGGCUCGGACAUCCUCGACACCUGGAGAAGAGGCAAGACUGGUUCGGCCACAGCUGGCCUCGGGCUGGACGGCAACUGGACCACCUCUUUACCCCAUCUUACCCCUUCCCCGCCGCCUAAGUACCACCAUGACCGCAAGGUCAUCGGACAGUACCUUCCAUACGGAGGCUUCCUGUCAAAGUUUUAUGUGGAAGACAUGCACAACUUCACCUACGCUGAGAUUCACAGCAGCCACUGGGGAGUGUGUGCCCCUGACAUCAUUUUCAGUCCCCAGUUCCUGGUCUAUGUCCAUGGGAUGACAGUGUUCAUGCUCCCCUUGCUUUGCCUGCUGGUCAUUUACCUUGACCUGCUAUGCAUCAGGCCCAGGAAGACUCCUUUCAGUCAUGCAGACCCCACUAAACAUGACUCCCUCAGGGUCCGUUCCCUGGCUCUGUCCCUCUCCCUUUUAGUUCUGCUGUGCCUGCCGCUCCACAUUAUCCAUGCCCUCUUGCUUUUCACCCCCAGUACCAAUCUUCCUGCCUGGACUCAUGCAGUUGCCACGUUACUCUCCCAGCUGUACAGCCUUGUGCCCCAGAUGCUCUUCACUCCUCCUCAGAAGCAGGUGGUGGAAGAACGGGCAUGCUUUCCUCCUUCUGUUGCCCACCUUCCACCUCCAGUGGCCCCAUCCAGAGGAAAAUCUGUCCGUUUGGCCCUGUGUGAGGCAGUGCAGGCAGCUCCAUGGUCUUCAGCUAAACACUCUCUUAAAUCCAAAGUGUGCCCAGAGGUCUGAAUUCCUGAGAAAAUCGAAGCUCUAUAGGCUGUUGUUUUCUACGUAAAAAUUUCUCAUCAUCUUCAAGCAGUUCAAUUAAAACAAUGUUCCUUCCAUGUUUUGUGUGUCUGAGAAAAAAGCUAGUGUUUGCAAUAAACAGCUUGUGGGCUGAAGAAUAAAUACAGCAUAUUCCUGUUUGUUGUUGGCCUGUUAACUAAUCAGCAACCUUAUGCACAGACGCUAUGAAUAACUUGCAAAUCAAAAGGCCAGUUAAUUAUCAGGUCCCACACCAAAUGUCAGUGAGAAAAUUAAGUCUCCAGAUGAUGACAACUAUCCUGAUCACAGAUGUCUGUUUUCUUUGACGGCUCUUCCUAUGGGUCUUGUUCUAAGCCCAUUCUAAGUCUCUGCUAAGCCAACCACCAGUAAUGUAGAUAAUAUGAGUGACAGCGUGA